Messenger RNA from Exophiala spinifera, 2277 nucleotides. RefSeq lists its product as uncharacterized. The record is from RefSeq and is a predicted model, not a curated record. The coding region runs from base 1 to 2277 and encodes 758 amino acids. Gene Ontology annotation, molecular function: zinc ion binding; DNA-binding transcription factor activity, RNA polymerase II-specific; RNA polymerase II cis-regulatory region sequence-specific DNA binding. Gene Ontology annotation, biological process: positive regulation of transcription from RNA polymerase II promoter by galactose; DNA-templated transcription. Lineage: Eukaryota; Fungi; Ascomycota; Eurotiomycetes; Chaetothyriales; Herpotrichiellaceae. Gene Ontology annotation, cellular component: nucleus. The transcript has 4 exons.
AUGCCUCCAGAGAAGAGAAACAUGUCGCAGGCGACUACUGAGCCAAGCAAGAAGCGCGCGCCUUAUACCCCGCGAGCUUGCGAUACUUGCCGCAAGAGAAAGGGCCGGUGCAACGGACGCAGACCUUGCGAGUACUGUCUCGGUCGUUCCUUUCAAUGCCACUAUACGCUCAAUCUCGACGAGAAUCGAAAUGAGCAGCCUCACAUCUCCGGCAGUCACACGCAGCAGGCGGGUCGUGAUCCUCGUGAGAAUGGGUCAGAGCGGCUGGAUUCCCUGGGAGAACUUGUAGCAAACAUGCAAGGACAACUGAAUGCUCUUGUUGCGCAUAUGAAAAUGUCCAGCGACAUGUUAGCUCCUGAAUUGACGCGGAGACCUGGAGAACCAGGAGUGCACGGAACUAUGCCUUCUUCCGAGCCACCGGCCAUGAUUGAAUUCCCUAACAGUAGCGCACUAUCCCCAACAACCGAUUCUGGAAGCAAUACUCGUCCUUCAAGACGCGCCAUGAAUGUCUUUUGUGGGCCGACCAGUCCAGAGUAUAGUCUGAAUGCCGCACAGAGGAAAAUGCAACAUGAGGCAAUGACCGGGGUGAAAUCGAGACAAACAAUGGCUCCUAGCAUCGAUGACGAGCAGGAUCAGAACAGCAGCCAAGCAAGCGAAAGCCCCAUGUACCUGCAACGGCCUUCAGAACAAACACAUCAAGCAUCAUUGCUGAGAUUCAGGAACAUGAUACCUUUGCCAGAAGCUAUCAGACUUUUGCGCGUUUACAACAAUGUUAUUGGGGAGCUGCAUCCGAUAUGUGACAUCGAAGAACUGAUCAAGAAGAUCGAGACAUAUUACAGUCGGUCCGAUUCUGAGAGAAGCAUGAUGACGAGCCACAACACUCCCAUAGACGAAGAUGACCUACUUAUGGUGAACUUGGCAAUCGCGAUUGCUCUGAGCGCUGAGUCCGGGUCGUCUUCAGACGCAGACAAAACGAUUUACGACAACUGCUCAGAGAUAAUCAAAUCCAAAUUAGCGUCUACUACAGAAGAUAUAAAGCAAGUCAGCAUUAUCCUUCUUGUGGGCAUUCAUCAUUUUUUCAAGGCUGCGAUACGUCUUGCCUGGCGCAUGUGCGGCCUUGCAGGUCGGAUGGCCAUGGAACUAGGACUGCACAAUCAGGAAAUGUCUCAACAUUGUCUCGAGAGCGAUGAUCAACGGACUGCGGUCGUCAACUUGUCAUGCAGCAUCCUCGUGCUAGAUCGUCAAUGGAGUGCGGCAGCUGGGCUUCCCAACAACUUUCAGGAAUCCGAUUUUGAUGCUGCCAUCGUCUCUGCAGUAAAGGUCCCAUAUAUGAAGUCCAUGAUGACCUUCACGUUCAUGAGCCACAAAUUCAAUGAGCCAAUUUCAAAAGCCGCGAAAGGAGAAGCCUACACGGACGAUGAUUCCUUUGAAGUUACGAACUUCCUGAUUGAACAGUGGAGAAAGAGGUUCCUUGAAAAUCACAACUUCGCCGAUCCGUCAAUGUGGGAAAGCAUGCCUUCGACUCGACCUCCUUCGUGGACUAUCAUACUAUAUCUCCGAGCCAAUUCGGUCCGAAGUAUUCUUCUGCGACCGUUUUUCCUCUCCGAUUCUGCCACCGAUGCAAGCAAGAGACACAUCGCGCCGGCACUGGAUUUUAUUACCGAUUCGAUCAACAUCCUCUCCGUCUUGGAUCGGACUACGAACAUCUACAGAACUCAACACCCCUUUCUCCAACAUUUCUUGGCCGGAGCAUGUGCGUUGCUUUUCCUCCUUCUCGUGCACACGGCACAAAAUCGGGCAGCCAUCUCUCCGAGCCUCCCCCACGACUUCUUGACCAAAGUCAACAAAAACUUCUGGAAGGCUCUGGAUCUGUCUCAAUCAUAUGUUGGCCUGUCGAUCUCUUCGCGUAAACUACACAAACGGCUGACCACGAUCAAAGAACCACUUCUCCGAGUGGGCUUUCUCUCCAACGAUGAAUGCCCAGCUCAUCUUAUCCAGCCGGACCCAGGGGUCAUGCAGCAGAUACCUUACCCUCUCAGCCAGGGACCAAUGGUGCCAGAGCAACUACCGACGGCGCAACAAGGUCUGGGGCAGACUCGUAACGGGGAGUUACAGCCUGUCACAAUGGCUUCUGCAUUUUCUGACUUUUGGAACCCCAUGUUCGGAGCGAGCCCAGGUGAUAGUGCGUUCAAUGCGAAUUUUGAGUUUUCAGAUUACGACUGGCCGUCCGGCGAGCUUGCGAAUUGUCUCCUGUUGGAUGGCUCUUCUGGGUUUUGA